AAACAUGGAGCUUUUAAACAUAUUUUUGAGCAGAAAUAAAUUUAACAAGCUGUCAGGACGCCCUUUUAGGGGAAUGAAGAAAUCUAACACAGAAAUAUAUAUCUUCUCAAACGAUAUUCAUGAAGUUGAAGAUCCUUUUUUUGACGACUUAGAAGGCACAUCGAUCAUAACCAUGGAUUGUCAGAACCUCAAAGGACUUCCACAUGUUAGAAAUUCUUCGCGGGUAAUUUGUACAAAGUAUUUCUCCAAUAAUUGGAUCGCACGUCUUAGCAAGGAAGUGGCUCUUUCUCUCUCGAUAUCUGGGUUCUUGUGUCACAAAAACAAAAUUACUCAUUCAUAUCGGUGUAUGCCUUGUAGRCCGGGUACAUUUGGUUCAUAUGGCGAAUGCUUGAACUGUUCUGCAGGAGGGUUUUUCCAGGAUGAGUUAGCACAGRUACAUUGCAAAACGUGCAACAUCGGUACAUUUGUCCAUCCCAAGAAUGCACCAGCCACYGGACCGCUGACUUGCCAGGCAUGUCCACAAGGUACACAGUCAAGUCAAUGGUCAGGAUACAGAGCAUGCAAAUGUCUACAAAACUUCUACAGAUUUGAUCGAUUUGAUCGGUGCUUUCCAUGUCCAAGUAAAGGUGUAAAUUGUACCAACGACUACGCCAUUCUUUCAGAAGGCUACUACUGGGAAUGGACAAAUGAAAGCAUGAAAAACGACUACGAUAGGUACAUUACCAACUUGAUGAUUGAAAGCAGGGACUACACAAACGGGACGUGGACAUUUACAGGGUCGCUUCCAGUACCUCACAAAUGCCCGCGUAAGUCAUGCCGCGGUGGACUGAACUCUAGUUGUGUCAUUGGUUACCAUGGUCCUCUCUGCUCACUCUGUGACGUAGGCUAUUAUAACAGRAUGAACAGAUGUAUCCGCUGUCCUACAACACUGUGGGCUACCAUCAAAGUGGUCAUAGUUAUUGUACUGUUCAUAUUACUUCUUCUUGCCAUUAUGUGGGGAGAUAGGAAAAAAGUAGGAAAAACAGACAAUGGCAACGAACGAGGAAGAACCAUUGCUGACAAGAUCUUGUCGUGUUUCAAGAUUGUCAUUGGUUUUUACCAGGUAAUGUCUGGAGUUUACUCGGCUUCCAUACGCGUUGAAUGGCCUUCAUCUGUUAUUUGGAUGCAGAAAGCUGUUCAGUUUAUCCAGUUUAAUGUCCUGGAAAUCGCUCCUCUAAGCUGCAUAUCAUCAAAACUGUCUUUUAACGUCCUUCAACAGUUCGUCAUUGUUAUUGGUUUGAAUGCUGGUGUCGUUGGUGCAUUUCUUGUCUAUCUGGUCGUUCAAAUCUUAUUUCUUAGGAGAAGAAAAUCAAAUCGUUCUCAAAUAGACAUCGAAGAAGCUGUUCUAAAAGAUAAAAGUUCAGCCAUUCGUAAUAUUUGUGUUUUUCUGUUUGCGUCUUAUCCCAAGACUUGCACGAGUAUCAUCCAAGUUCUGCCAGUGAACUGCUUGUCUCUCUGCUUUGAUAACCAACACGACCAUUGCAGCUCGUAUCUUCGUGCUGAUUUCUCGAUUCUUUGCAGCACAAAACCGAACUACACCAAUUACUCGCUGGCUGCUAUGGUUUUCCUUUGGUAUCCUAUCGGCUUUCCUUUGGUCGUGAUGAUCUUAGUGUGGAAAUACGCCUCAAAAGGAAGCAUUGAAGAUGAAAAUGGCGGACAAUGCACUGAUCAUGACGUUCCUUCAAGUGGAGCGUUCACCUUCACGACAUCUUCAGCCGAAUCUCCAUUCAAAGCUGGUCUUCGUCUGUUCAGUGAGAACUACAAGCCAAAUUGCUGGUACUGGGAAGGAUUGGAAAUGAUCCGGAAGUUGGUUCUCGUUUCCGGGUUAGCUCUGAUUGGUGAACACAGUCGUACCCAGGUUGGUCUCGGCGCAAUUGCUUCAGCGCUGUUUGCAGUUCUUUACGUAUACAAACGUCCAAUCAGAAACAACUUUGAAAACCUUCUGCAAACCAUCUCGUUAAUGGCGAUAUUCUUAAAUCUUGGUAUUGGCACGAUGUUGAAGUCAUCUGACAACAGCGACGACAUCACUGUGAACAAGCACAAUGACAACAUUGGUGUCUCAGURUUGCUGAUUAUCAUUAAUACUCUCGUCAUUGGCUUGGUUAUUGGUACUGUUUCGAAGGCUAUCAUCACAAAGUGCACCAAGUGUUGCCAUGGUCCCAACCAUACAUCAUGCUUCGGUCGUGUGAAGGCCUGUAUGAGCUGCUGUAAGAGCUGCUGUCUGAGCCUUCUACUCUUCCAUAAAACGAGCAGCGGUACUUUCACAAGUGAUAGUCGUGAACGAGAUGCAUUGAUAAAUGAAUCUCGUGGAGUGUGAUGGAUUUSAGGACUAUUUUUACUACAAUUUUCAGACAGAUCAAAAAUGAAUGAAAAUGGAAUAAGUCAUGUUGUUUUUCUUUCUCCUCCCUACCUCGAUCCUAUAUAUAUAUUUUUUCUUUUCAAUUUCAAUCUUACUGAAAAUCUUUGGUUUAUUUUUAGAAUUGACGUCAUUGUGAGGGUAAUCAACAAAUAUUCAAUAAAUAAUAGAGUAUGAUAUAAUGAGAUGGUGACUAAACCAAAUGUCUUGAAAAAAUCGGCCUCGUUAGUGUAGUUUGCAGCUGGUUGAAUAUGAUACGAAAUGCGUAACUUACCAUUUGCUGUUCAAGGCCUUUACGAGCUGUUUACUCUAUUCAAAGAUUCGAAAAUAAAAAAGCCCCCUUUCGAAUCUUUUGUUUGUCAAGUAWAGCGAGUUGAAGCCCCUUCCAGACAGGAGUUUCGUAGCUGAUAUCGUCAUAAAUAGACGAAAACAAGAGUCUUUUAAGGAAUCAAACAGAGCUUGYAUUGAUCCAAACAAGACAACGCAUACCAUGUUUAUGAGAAAUCUCUUGCGCUGCACCAGCAUGUUCCGCAUUGCUGCCAUUGUCGUACUACUUCUUGGAAUGACAUUUGGUAUCCAUGGAAACCGGCAUUUAGUAACGUUGCCAAACCCGAUGGAAACUCCAAAAAUGCAGAACCAGUCAUUAAUGGCUUGUCAAGGAGGAAAAUAUGCUUCUCUAAGUGUAGAAUUUGUUCCAAAACGAAUUGUUCGUGGUGAAAUGGUGGCUGUGAAAGGAUCUGUAACUCCAAAAUCUGAUAUCCUGUAUUURGCUUGCAAAGCUUCUUUGAAAUGGAAUGGAAUUACUAAGUUUUCUCAAGUUUUUCCUGACUUAUGUGAUAACACCAGAGUUAGUUGUCCUAUGUUAAAAGGAAAAACCUACGUGUUCAAGUCUAAACCAAUAAUCUCUUUGCUGGGUGUUUUGGUAAAGGGCAARUACCACGUCGAAGCGUUAUGUACAGAUCAAAACAACCAAGAAAUAGCCUGUCUCAUUUGGGAUUUUACUUGGCUUUAGAUGUAGCUUGAUCAUGUGUGUUUUAGUGAAAAUUUCAAGUUCGCAUUUCAUUCAAAUGCCAAUGKUUUUUAUACAAACAGACUUAUGAGUGAUAAAAGUCGUUUGUUUUCAUCCAUUUUUUUUCUAAAUUUCAUAUUUUACAGUUAGUAUGUAACGCACCGUGAAACAUAAUAAGUUGAAUAACUGCUGGACGUUAAAAUACACCUGUUUUCAAAAACGUUGUACAAAUUCAAAUAAAUUUUGCGUUAUUUCAUG
This is a messenger RNA of Exaiptasia diaphana, 3662 nucleotides long. RefSeq lists its product as uncharacterized. Lineage: Eukaryota; Metazoa; Cnidaria; Anthozoa; Actiniaria; Aiptasiidae. The record is from RefSeq and is a predicted model, not a curated record. The coding region runs from base 5 to 2356 and encodes 783 amino acids. The transcript has 16 exons.